Stylonychia lemnae is the source of this 1167-nucleotide messenger RNA. Lineage: Eukaryota; Ciliophora; Spirotrichea; Sporadotrichida; Oxytrichidae. The record is from the annotation of a GenBank genome assembly.
AUGGACUCUUCAAGCAAUGAUGAGAAAGUCUUUGAUAAAUAAAAGAUAAAAAUUAAGGAUGGUGAUGCUUAGGGACCAACUUAGAAUGGAUAAAAUUCUGGAGGACGAAGGCUUAACUCUUAAUUUCUAGGUCAUUUAAUAGAUAAUAGUCAAAGAAGAAGCUCGUCAAACAGACUUUAAAGCGGACAUAAAAUCUCUAACUCCUCUAACUAUGAUUGGAGUAACUCUAAGAGAAGAAAUAAUCCGAAGGAUAAACUAAGCAGUUCUAGGCUUAACACUUACUUAGACGUUCCAGAUUAAUGUUCAACAAAGGAUAAGGAAGAAUCCUUUGAAUAUCAUGAUAAAAAGACGAAUGUAAAACUUACGCACAUUAAGAGAAGUAAUGUAGAUCAAGUUGGCUUAGAGAAGCAUCUUUCAGACCUGCAUUAUUCAGAUCCAUUCUUUGAUGGAAUGCCACCUAUAAUUUUUACUGAUAGUCAUAACUUCUAAACAAAUUAGUCUCUGUUUGAUGGAUGGAAAUUAUUUAGUAACUAAAUACUAGGUUACUUUGCACCUAAAUCACCAUUCUAUGUUUGGCAUAAUGUUGUGACAAAUGAUGAUUAGACCUUUUACAAAUCUAAUGUAUUAAAAAAUAGUAGGUCGGAAAAGCAAACACUUCCAAAAGCGUAGAUGGUGGAUGAAAUCAAUCCUGAUUUCAAGAUAAAAUCUAAAGAAAGUCAAAGAUUUUUAAGAAACAGAAAUCGCUGGUAUCUAUCAAAUUUUAAGAUGAUUUCAAAUAAGAAAUGUAUGAUGGAAGAUAACUAAGAUGUAAAUCAUGCUUUUGCUAAAGAUGUGGUGGAGCAAUAAGAUAGUAAAAACAAAGAUUCCAGAAGUUUGAUAAGGAGGGAGAGUCAAGCUAUGAUUGAAAAUACUCUUAUUGAUUAGAUGAUAAUAGAAAAACCAAAGAGGAGGACACUGUCUCCAAGUUUCAAAAAGAACAUUAAGAGAUUUCAAACAAUGAAGCAAGGAAAGGAAGAUAAGACUUAUUGCGAUUUGUAAGAUAUGCAUGAGAGCUAGAAUGAGACUAUUGGAAACUAAGAAACUUCCAAGACAGCUCUAACAACUAUUCCAAAAUCUAAUGUAAAGUAAAGAUUAGUCAAGAAAUGCAGAGAGCAGCAGCAAAUAUGA